UUGGGACCCGAACCCGAAAGUACAAUGGGUUAUACCGGUUUUUUGAAGAUUUACUAACCCUGACCCGAACCCGAUAGAAUCCGAACCGGUCCCAAACCGAACUUUUAUAUAACCCGAAUGGGACUGAUUUUGAUAAAUCCAAAAAACUAAAAUCCGAAUGGAUAAAAGCGAAACCCGAUUGGGACCCCGAAUGCCCAUGCCUACACAGGUCCUUAUACAAACCUGAAAUUCUCGACUUCUUUGCUUGAAACUAGAGCUGAGAGAGUGUAUUGCAGAGUGGUGAGGCACGAGCUUGAGUUUCCGGUGAGGUACGAGCUUUAAUUUUUGCGAGUUACUUAAGAACGAGACUUAAAGUGCGCACGACUGAGACUUCGAUUAAGAAGAAGAAGAACACCGGCAGGGUCCUAGCGGAAAGAAGGAACACCGGCGGAGUCUUAGCGGGAAGAAGGAACACCGGCGACGGCGACCUCUGACAAACCAGUGACUUCGAAUCGUCUUUUCUCUCUCUUUUUUUUUUAAGGAGGAGGUGAAAAAGGAUGUGUAAUUAGGGUUCCAUACACACGAUUUGGGGAUAAAACAGUUUUGCCGCUUUUGUUUUUUCUUUUUAAGUUUUAAAUUUUAAAAUAAUUAAAUUAACAUAAAUCAUUUUGGAUUUAGAUUAGGGGUUUAAUUAGAUUUACAGAAAAAAAUUAUGCUAAGUGGACAACUUAUACUUCAUUUUAUGGCAUAGGGACAAUGUACAUAUAUUAUUUUGUUCUAUAUUUCCAAUUUUCCCUUUUAUCUUUGUAACCAAUUAUUCACCGUGGUUGGACUUUUGACAAUUUCUUUUAGGAAGAACCAAAAAAGACAAAGUGCGCACGACUGAGACUUCGAUUAAGAAGAAGAAGAACACCGGCAGGGUCCUAGCGGAAAGAAGGAACACCGGCGGAGUCUUAGCGGGAAGAAGGAACACCGGCGACGGCGACCUCUGACAAACCAGUGACUUCGAAUCGUCUUUUCUCUCUCUUUUUUUUUAAGGAGGAGGUGAAAAAGGAUGUGUAAUUAGGGUUCCAUACACACGAUUUGGGGAUAAAACAGUUUUGCCGCUUUUGUUUUUUCUUUUUAAGUUUUAAAUUUUAAAAUAAUUAAAUUAACAUAAAUCAUUUUGGAUUUAGAUUAGGGGUUUAAUUAGAUUUACAGAAAAAAAUUAUGCUAAGUGGACAACUUAUACUUCAUUUUAUGGCAUAGGGACAAUGUACAUAUAUUAUUUUGUUCUAUAUUUCCAAUUUUCCCUUUUAUCUUUGUAACCAAUUAUUCACCGUGGUUGGACUUUUGACAAUUUCUUUUAGGAAGAACCAAAAAAGACAAAGCGUGGACAAUAAACCUAAAAUGGAUUUUUCUCAGCAUUAUAAAUUUCUUCUUUUUUCGGUUUCUCAAGGUUUUGUAUUUUUGCUUAUAUUUUAAUGAGAACUGUUCUACCUACCGUAUGUUUAGAUAAGCACAUGAAAUGGAAGAAGGAAAAAGAAAUGGAGGACUUCGGAAAUGCAUGAAACCAUAUAUAUGUUUCUUCCGGUUUUGAUAUUUUUUUGGCUUUCAUCUUUUAAUGAUCUGUAGUGGAUUAUAUCUUUAGUUUUGACAUGCACUUUGAUAGUACAAACAGGAAAAUGAUAAUAUAGAGACUGAAUAAGCUUUAAUACAGUUGAGAAUAAAGAAAAUUAACAUUGCUCAAAUUCUCGAAAAAAUUGGGAGCUUCAUACAGACCCAAGUUGUUAUGCUACUUUUCCUGCAUUUGCUUAUAGUUUAGGAAGCAUUACAAUAUGCCUAUCAAGUCUAAGUUCUUCAUCAGUUAUGCUUUUUCUGUCGGUUUCUAACUUGCUAUAAUCAGGAAAAAAUAUAGCUCAAGGAACUCAGUAACCAAUUCAAACAACGCUUGAUCAUGUGAGAUUGAGAAUAACUAGAACCUAUCCUGUUUAUGUGUUUACUAUACACUGAAAAGUUUAUACACUCAUACGAAUAUAAUGUUUCACACAUGAUGCAGAUUGACAAGAACAUAUUUGGCAUGAGGAGAUCAGGAGUUGUGUGUUUGGUCAUUUUCUAUAAUCACAGAUAUGCAGCAAAUCAAGAGCUACAUGUCACAACUAUACACAGAAAAAUAAUUCACAAAAUAAAUGAGGCACUGAGGUAUAUGGGUAAUCAGAAGAAAUCUUUUUUUUUGGGUCAAAUCAGAAGAAAUCUUUUAUGUAAUCUGAUUUCCAGCUUAGAGAUUUUUCUUAAAUUUAAGCUUCUUAUAAACCAAACUAAUUCUAACCUUUAAAAUUAAAUUAGUUCAUAUAUAUUAAACCAUUGACGCAAUUUAAUCCUAAAAAUCCCUAUUUGUUCGCUUCCAAAUCAAAAUUUGGGAAAGCAUUAUAUGCAAUGUAUCAAAAAAUAGGAAACAAUAUUGACCAUUAUAUUUGACCAUAAACUUAAGCGGAUCAAAUUGAUUAAAUUGACUAAUUAUUUUUAUGUCAACAUUUAUGAUGAUUUCUUAAUCAAAAAGUCUUGGUGCUUAAUUUAAGGGAUUGCAUGUAACUUAAAAUAGACUUCCUUUUUGAACGUAUUGGACAAUCAGUCAAGAUUUCGUUUACAAUAUAAAUCUUAUAGUCCCAGAUGACAUGUUCUUUAUACGACAUAUAACUCCCAACUUAGUGAGUCAUGUAUCAAAUAAAACGAAAAAUGAGUAUGUUAUUAUUAAAUUAUGAAAGUCUAGAUAUUAAUAUAUAUUGAUAUGUGUUUCAUAUACGUGCCAUAAUUAAGUUGACACUAUAUCCCCUAUAUAUUAAAGGAGAAGCAUUUUUUAAGGCUUUCCUUAAUUAUCUCUUAGUUAUUUUUUCAAAGAUGCAUGAGAAGGCUUCAUUCUCUUUUUUGCUUACGUGUCGCGCUCCCAUCGAUUCUCACAAAAUCAUUUAAUGUGAAACCAUUAAAUGUUUCCUUAUUUGAUGAUUUUUUUUUGCAAGCUCCUUUUCCAUGUCUUUAAGCAGUCGACGUUUUUUUAUUUUUGUCAGACCGACUACAGAGUCCUUGAGCAGUCGACGUUCCAUGUCCUUGAUACUAGGCGCAUCGAUGGGUAUCGAAAGCAUAGAAGAAGACGAUAUGAGGGUGAUCGACGUUCUUUACUAAGGUUAUAAAGAAAAAGAUUUUGUAAAGCAGGCGCAUCGACGAUCUGAAUCCCCAUCGAAAAGAAAAAAAGAGAAGAAAUGGAAGGUUUGAUUCUAUUUUUGUACAAAGCCAUGGUCAUGUAUAAAAGAGAAGGAAGCUUUUCGUCAGUUUUUCUCAGCGAUCAUCAUUCUCAUCAACUUCCGGUUACUACAGGAUACUUCCUGGCGACUCCUCUGGUAUAUUUCGAACGUCAGACCUCAGGUGAUUUCGGACUGACCGUCUUGGAUUGCUUAAAACGACGCCUUCUUCACCAUCUCGCUUGCCCACUAGGAACAUCACGAAACGUACGUAAGGAGUGUUCUUGAAAAUACUAUUUACAUAAAGAGAUACGAAUCUUUCUUGACGUGUCCUCUUAUCCUAACGUAUAUUUCUUAGGAAUAACUACCCAAGGACUUAAUAGAGUGAUUUUAUAUUAUGAUCUUGAUUUUUAAUUUGAUAUUAUUAGGGACGUUCAAAUACGUUCUACCCAGAUUUUCCAAUUGUUCUGAAGACUCAGAAGUAAUAUAUUUAUUGACUAUUAGAAAUUUUGUUUUAAGUUGUAGACCUUUUAUUAUCUACAUAACAAUUCGUGUGUUUCAGGGUUCUGUUCUGAUAGCUGGUAGUUCUGUGCAUGGCUCUAAGUUUAAUCUGAAGACAGCUGCUAAACGUGAAGGAUCCCAUAUCGAAAGUUUAGAGGCAGCUAUCUACGAGGGAACUGUUAACAAAUAUCGACAUUCGGAUUCGAUUAAGAAAGUGAAGACUGAAAAUAGUGGCUGAAGAAUUAUUGGAAACCUGUCUACGAUGAAGAUAGGCUUUUCUCUUUUAUUGUUAUAAGUAUUUUAAUUGUUUUAAUCUUCGUAUUAUGCUUGGUUUUUGGGUUCUGUUUAACAAUUUUGGAAGUCUGAAGUGUUUUAUUUUUUAACCUUUUUACGUACUCUAAGCAUAUGUUGGUCGUUUUUAAUAUAAUCACUCUUAUCAUAUUUUGUCUGAUCGGGUCGAUUGGUUGAAGUUAUCUAAUAUAUUUGGGCAAUAUAAAAUACCUUAAAAAGAAUCAUUAUUUCUGUAAAGUUUAUUUUCCAUGGAUAUAGUCUAUAGCUUUGUAAAUAUGAAUAUAUCCCUUUUAUAAAAUAUCCUAUACAAAUUGUUAUAGCACAUACUAUAUACAAGUACAAUAAACAGAAGAGAGCAAAUAUAUUUUGUCCUCUUUAAAAUCAAAUAUAAUAUUAUUGUACGUGCAUUUUAUUUGAUCCUCAGAUUCCUCAAAUAGAGAAUUAUUUUUUUAAUCAAUGUGAGUAUAAAAUUAUUUUAAAUUUGAUAUAGUUACUAUAUGUUAACAGAUAUGAUUUUUUUUUUUACUUUCAGGAUUCAAUUCCGUGCAUUUUGAUUAAACUUCAAAAAAAAAUUAGACUAUAAUUUCUUAUCGUAUCAAUUAAUUAUGUUAUUUUGGUUUUUAUAUUAAAACAAAUUAUGUGUUUUAAAGGGUGGAAUCACAUGCAAUUUUUUUUCUCUUAAUUUUUUUUAUAUAAUAAAAAUAACUAUAUUUUAUUUAUUUAAGGUAGUUAUAGUAUUACUUUUCAAAUGUUAUUGUUCCACUAAAAAACCAGAAAUUCCGGUGUUUUUCACUUUCUCUUCAAAUAUAUAUUUAUGUCUUACAAAAUCAUAGUAUAUAAUUUAAAAUAAUGAUACAUAUGCUUCAUCCCGCGCAAGGCGCGGGUUACUACCUAGUAAAAGUAGUAAAACAAAGACACGACACAUUAUCCACAUUCACCAGAACACCUAUUUUGUGGACAGUAGAAAGAUCUACAUAAUAUAAUUUUCAAUCUUUAGGUAUUAAAAAUAAUAUAAUUAUUUGUAAAACUAUUUUUUUGUAGACAGUGAACCAUAUCAACUAUAUAAUAUAAUUAUUUUGUAUAUAGUUAUAAACAUAAUAUAAUUAUAUUUUUUGACAAACAGUAUGACCAUAUCAACUAUAUACUAUAAUUAUUUUGUAUAUAUUUAUAUAACUAUAUAAUUUAGUUUAUAUAUGUGCGGUUUAUGCAGACAUUGUAAACACGUUUUAGAAACAUAACCAUGAUAAAGAAUCGUUGAUGCAUCUAACGAUUACAAAUGUCUACUAAGGUUGGUAAUACAUGUAAUUAUGCUAAAAUAGGGCUUUUAAUUAAAACUUAAAAGUUAAAAGUGUGAGAAAAGCUCUUGUGAUGACACAUAGGAAAUGAAAUUUUGGUUAAUAACACAUGAGGAUAAAGUUAGUUUAUGAAAAUUUUUCUCUUUUAAUAAAAAGCGAAUGUAGAUAAAAUUGGCUUAUUGGAGGGAUUUGAGAGUUUAUCAAAUUUUCAUAUUAUAUUUAGAAUUUAUAAAAAUGAUAUAAAAUUCAAGUUUAUUGAUUUAAUCAUUUAUAUAGAUUUUCAAAAUAUCACCUCUUGUGGUAGUAUAUAAAUUUUAAAUAGACUAUUCAAUUCUUUCUACUUGAUCACCAAAUAAAUUACUGAAAGAAGAAAAUACAAAUAAUACAUGGAAUUAAUUGUUAAGUUAUUAUAUAUUUGAUAAAAUAAUAUAUAUAUAUAUAUAAUAUUUUAAAGGAUAAAAUAUUAUUUAAAUAAUCUUAAUGUUAAAAUGUAACUUCAAAUGACUUUAAAGUUUAGAACAGUAAUUUUGCAAAACGACUCAAUUCUCAUAUUUCAUUGAAUUUAUUAUCUAUUCAAAUUCUAACUCCCUGGUCCAAAUCAUUAAUGCUAAGUUCUCAUAUUCAGAUCUCCUUUUGUUAUUAACUGCAUAUAUGUUACCAAAUUUAGGUAAACUAGUUACAUAAUGCAUAUGCAAAAAGUCGUUAUGUAAGAAAAUCGGUCAAAGCAAUAAAAGUAAUAAAGACCAUAUCUUUUUGAACAUAAUUAAGACCAUAUUUUUUCUUAUGUGUAUAUAUAUUCAGUACAUUUUUCUUAAUCAUAUAUGCACAUAAGAAAAAGUUUAAGAAAUAUGAAUAUGAAGAAAUGCAUUUUAUUGAUGAUGAUGGUAUCAAUAAUAAUUUUGACCAUGGAAAGAAAAGUAGAAGGCACUGCAUGCAUGACCAAAUGUUUGUUCUUGUGCGGACUUUUCUUUCAACAUCCAGUAGCAUGCGAAGACAAAUGUGAGCUCAAAUGCCAUCCACCUCUUUCAUCUCAAUCAUCACAGAUGGAGACUAUAGGAAUGAGAAACAUAAGAGGAUAAAUAUAUCAAGCAAAUAAUUAUGAUAUUUGUUAGAACGUUUUUUAUUUACGCUCGCUAUGUUCCUAACUCUAUACACAUAUGAAUGUUUAAAAAAAAAAAGAACUCUAUACAUUAAUAAAAGGACAGGGCUGAUGAUAUUGGAUCUCAAAAAAAAAAAUUGUUGCGUACCAAAAUAUUUAACAUUUAACUAAUAAUCUUAAAAACGAAAUUUUAUGGUUUAGGUGGUUUUAUUCAAUGAUGUAUUUUAAUAGAGUAUACAUCUAAACAAAAUUUCAUGUUUUUCGAAUGAUGAUUAUAAACUAUAUUUUAAAAUCUAGUAUUAUUCAAUAAAUGAUUUAAAUCUAGUUUUUUUAAUCUAGUGUUUAUUCAACUUUUAAGGAUUUUUUUUUUAAUGUUUUGGAUUGAUUUCAAAUUAUCUUUUAUGGAAUAUCAUGAAUAAAUGAUUGAAUUUAAAAUCCAAUGUAUACUGCAGAGAUUUUAGAAUCUAUCAACAUAAAUUUAUUUAAAAUUAAUUUGAUAGAUUACAAAUAAUUAAUAAUUAAUUUUAAAUCACUAGUAUUUGCAUUGCAUAACCGUUAAAAAUUAUAAUUUAAUAUAUAUACACAUAACAAAACCAUGGUUAUAAUAUUCUGUAUAUACUAUGUAAUAUUACAAAUCCUAUCCAUUGAUUCAUUUCAUCUUCAUCUUCAUCUUUCUUUUUCUUCUUUUGUUUAUUUUUGCUUCUCCGUCAUAUUUUAUUUAAUCUAUGCUUUCAAUAUAAAUAUGAUUAACUGAAAAAUAUAUUAAAAAACAUACACAUUUUUUGCAUAUGAUAUAUUUUAAAAAAUUAAACGGACAUGAAUUUUUCACAAAUCUAUACUAUACCUCCUCUUCCUACUCUUAACAUUGCAUUGUUGAUAUAAUGUAAUUUUAUACAAAAAAAAACGAUUUUUCGGAACCCUAGCCGCUCUAAGGCGAUCUGAAGGCGACGGCAAGACCUAAGGUCGAGACCUUCUUUGGGUGUCGAUCUCCCUCUGAUCUAUACGUUCUUUGACGUUAGAUUGGCCAUCAUCUUCUUCUCUCUCGUCUGUGGAAGCUUUUCAUUCGAAGUGGAGCUGUUUUCAUCGUGACGUCUUUCGCAAGGUAGCUGCUCUGGUUUCAUACGAACCUGGAUCCUGCACUCGCCGGGCUCUGCAUCGUCACUUCCGAUAUAUAAAUCGGUUUCACGAUCAUUUGAAUCAAGUCUGAUCAUUUGAAUCACGGAUCUCUUUUAGACCUGUGAACCAACCUCCAUAUCAUCGUAUGGGGUCAUCUUACAUAACGCGUUCUAGCCAUAAGGCGGCCAUGAAAGGCAAGGGUAUCCUCUACGAGGAUGACGACGCACCGAUCAAACUGAUGGACCAGGAUGAUACACUGAUUGCUAGCAAAUUUAGUUUAUCACUUAUUGGGAAGGUGCUCAAUCCAAAGAAACAAAAUGUCGAGAAGUUACUUCGGAAAAUGCCAUCACAAUGGGGUAUGGAAGAUCGCAUUACGGCCAAUGAUUUGGGCAAUGGGAAGUUCCUGCUUAAUUUUACGUCGGAAGAGGAUCUCAACUCUGUUCUUCGACAGGGUCCUUUUCAUUUCAACUUUUGUAUGUUUGUGCUGGUAAGAUGGGAACCCAUUGUUCAUGAUGAUUAUCCGUGGAUUGUUCCCUUUAUGGUUCAAGUGAUUGGUAUCCCUUUGCAUCUCUGGACGGACAUAAAUCUCAGAAACAUUGGUGCGCGAUUAGGCCAUGUUCAUGUUGAUACUCUGGAAGUAGCUGAGGGCCGUAUGCUUGUUGAUGUGGAUUCUCGGAAACCACUAAAAUUUUCAAGGAAAGUGGAGUCGAAAGAUGGAGAUGAAGUCACUAUCGAGAUCAAAUAUGAGAAGUUAUUUAAACACUGCUCUACAUGUGGUAUGCUUACGCAUGAGAAGGAUCAUUGUCCUUCUGUGGAUAUGCGAUCGCGCCUUCAGCCUCAAUCAGACCGUCCUGGUAUCUUUACGCGAAUGCAAGCUCCACAGGAGACAGCACAGCGUCAUACCUUCCACAGAGAGCAGGGGCUAAAGCUAAAUGAACGCCAGGCCUAUGCUCCACGUCUGGAGUCCUCCGCCAGACAAGUUGCUCCUUCAAGGUAUUAUGAGGAUGAGAGGAAAUAUGCGCCGAGGACACAUCAUCCUGCUGAUCUUCAUACUACACAUUCAGAUAGGAUAAUGCGACGUCGCAAUGAUCCUACUCGGGGUGAUCGAUAUGGAGGUUCGAGAGCUUCUAAGGGUCCAUAUGACCGCAACAAGAGGCAGACGUGGCGAGAGAAAGCUGAGACUAAUAUGCGUCUAGUUACAACGUCACAACCCUCAGCGGCAACUGCAACAAGUUCUCGUCAGAUUGUUCCAUAUGAGCAAUCUUCCGGCAUGAGUAACAAUGAUAUAAAUGGGAUAGUGGGACAGACUGCGAGGGUAGGAGAGAGCAACAGCGCUAGAGGCGCUAAGAGAUUGGCUAGCACCAUCGUAACGCCGUCCCGAAUUGACCGUAGUGAUCAUAACGAUAUGGAGGAGAAUGUCACAAAGCGGGCAAAGGAGCUUACUCGUUCUCUCUCUUUCACGGACCUUAGUGACCAUGAACCGGUAACCGCUGCUGGGGAUAAUCAGAUUAUUGGUGCACUGAAUGAUAUGGAGAUUGAGGAUAAUCAGGAUGAUGGAAUGAUGGAAUGUGAAGGGAUGGAUGAGGACUUACUUGGUAUAGACCUCAAAGAUAUGGAGGAGAGAGAGGCGCUCCAGGUUGUGAGCAAGGCAACGUCGGGGCAUGUAACCUCAGGGAAUGACACUAAGGUGUUGAAGAGCAGUCGACAAGGUACUAAGUUGAAUGUCCCAUUGGGCCUUCAGAAUAAGAAGUUUGAGAUUCUCCGUCGGGGAUCUCCUCGGAAGCCUUCCUCUUCGUCUCAAGGAGCUCAUACGGCUAGAGACUCGACUAGGUCAAGGAAACAUAGUCAGAGUUCGAAGAAACAAAGAGGCAGUGUGUCCAAAGGUGAUGGGUUGAUGGGUACCAAAAACUCAUCACAGGAUUAUAGAUGAGGACGCUCAGUUGGAACUGUCGGGGGAUUGGAAACGA
Messenger RNA from Brassica rapa (field mustard), 9463 nucleotides. RefSeq lists its product as uncharacterized. Lineage: Eukaryota; Viridiplantae; Streptophyta; Magnoliopsida; Brassicales; Brassicaceae. The record is from RefSeq and is a predicted model, not a curated record.